Molecule: messenger RNA, 2008 nt
Organism: Trichoderma atroviride IMI 206040
Lineage: Eukaryota; Fungi; Ascomycota; Sordariomycetes; Hypocreales; Hypocreaceae
Biological process (GO): protein N-linked glycosylation; cell wall mannoprotein biosynthetic process
Cellular component (GO): Golgi apparatus; membrane
Molecular function (GO): alpha-1,2-mannosyltransferase activity
Source: RefSeq, a predicted model, not a curated record
UUUGGGUUGUUGCUGUUGCUGUCCCUGCAGCCAUAAGCGGGCUGUUUGCUAGUCGCCAUGGACAUCUUCCGGCGAAAGGGGUCUGCGGGACCCUCUCAUGGGCUUCCAACUUCAGACGAGAAACGACCGAAAAACAAGGGCCUGGCAUCAAGAUUGGCGUUUUUCCAGAGGCCGCUGCGGCUGCGCGGCAACUCGGCGGUUUCGAUCCCGCUGGGCGUGGUGCUCGUAUUCCCGGUGCUGGUGGUUGUGCUCAUCCUGGUGCUGUUCGUCAGGCAUCCCAGCUCUCCAGGCAGGAUAUUGAUGCCCGCUGGCUCGCCGCCAGCUAUUCGCAAAAUCAGCGAAAAACAUGACAAGGUCUUCGUCACCGGCUGCCUCGAGCCCGAUACCUCACAACCGCGAGCCAACGCUGCCUUUGUUGUGUUGGCCAGGAACAAGGAGAUUGAUGGCGUUAUCCAGUCCAUCAAGUCUGUCGAGCGACACUUCAACCGAUGGUACCACUACCCUUACGUCUUCCUCAACGACGCCGAAUUCGACGACACGUUUAAGGAAACUGUGCGAAACUACACAUCGGGAGCUGUCGAGUUUGGCAAGGUCGAGCCAGGCACCUGGGGCUUCCCGGACUGGAUUGACGAGAAAGUUGCCAAGGAGGGCAUUGCCAAGCAAGGCGAUGCUGCAGUCAUGUACGGUGGCAUGGAGAGCUACCACUUCAUGUGUCGUUUCUACUCUGGCUUCUUCUACAACCACCCUCUUCUGCUCAAGUACGAAUGGUACUGGCGCGUGGAGCCCGAAAUCACCUACUUCUGCGAUAUUACCUAUGAUCCAUUUCUAAAGAUGAUUGAGAAUAACAAGACGUACGGCUUUACCAUUGCUGUAAAGGAGCUUCGCGAGACCGUCCCCAACAUCUUCCGUUAUGCCUCGGCGUACAAGCGAAACAACAACCUGACGUCACAGGGCCUGUGGGAAAUGUUUGUGGAACCUCAGGAGCCAAAGGAACAGCAUGACGACCCCAAUGCCCUGCCCGAUGAACCCAAGCCAAGCAGCCAAGAACCCAUCGACCCCGAGGCUAUGGAGGGCGAAAAAUACAACAUGUGCCAUUUCUGGUCCAACUUUGAAAUCGCAAAGCUCAGCUGGUUCCGCAGCAAGGAGUACAACGACUUUUUCCAGACGAUGGAUCGCAGUGGUGGAUUCUGGAUGGAACGGUGGGGAGACGCUCCUAUCCACUCCUUGGCCGCCGGUGCUCUCUUGGCCCCCCGAGAUAUUCACUACUUCCGAGACUUUGGAUACCGACACACGACCAUCCAGCACUGCCCCGCGAAUGCUCCCGCCCGACAGCUUCCUCGACCCCCCUUCCUCGAGACAACCACCUUGGACGAGCGAAAACGAGUCGAAGAAGACCAGUACUGGGAGAGCUGGGAUGAGGCCAAGGAGAAUGGCGUUGGAUGCCGCUGCCGAUGCGACACUGACAUUGUUGACGUUGAGGGCAAGGACGGUUCAUGCCUGGCCGAGUGGGUGGACGUUGCCGGUGGCUGGGCCUCGCCAUAACCGGGUAAAGGAGCAUGGGUCCUUUUCUUCUUCUUCUUUUGGAAAUUUGAAUAAAGAACGGCCUGAUUCUUCCAUUUUUAGGGAUUGGCCAUUAAUGAAGUGCACGAAUAUAAUACACAUCAAGAGGCACAAGGAGGUUAGAAACAGUUACGACUCCUCAUCUAUACACAGGAGAGAGAGAAAGAGAGAGAGAGACAAUGGGGACGGGACUUUUGUGUGGCAACAAAUUUUGGGAGGGUUUUGGAAGGGUGGAAAAUGGUACUUUAUUCUCAUGCGAUUUUGUACAAGCAUGAGGCUAUCCCGCUGGCUCCUGAUCUCUAUAUUUUUCUUCAGACAUUAUUCGCUACUGCAUCUAGGAUACAUGACGGGAUAGGCACAAGCGGCGACUACAAGUCCUCUUAAUUAUUUUUAUAAGAAAACAUAAAUAGUAGAGUUAUGAUUAUGCGAAAAGACAAUUCAACAUGUG